Messenger RNA from Pocillopora damicornis (cauliflower coral), 1327 nucleotides. RefSeq names its product ribonuclease H1. Lineage: Eukaryota; Metazoa; Cnidaria; Anthozoa; Scleractinia; Pocilloporidae. Gene Ontology annotation, molecular function: nucleic acid binding; magnesium ion binding; RNA-DNA hybrid ribonuclease activity. The record is from RefSeq and is a predicted model, not a curated record. Gene Ontology annotation, biological process: DNA replication, removal of RNA primer.
AUGUUGCCCCCAAUAGAGCUGGAUUCUGACCAACAUUUGCAUUAUUUCAGGAAGGAAUGUGAGAGUUAUGUUAAAGGCUUUCCUGGUGCAAGAUAUAAGAAGUUCUCCACAGAGGAUGAGGCUAAGAGUUUUGUCUCAGGACUUAAAUCUAGUGGGUCUUUGACCUCAGCUGUAGCAGCUCCAUCUCAGGAAAGCAGAAAGAGAACUUUCCAUGAGAUGUGUGGCAACAACCAAUUUGACAAUGCAAGGUCCUUUAACUCAAAAGGCAGUAAGUUCUCUAAACCUUAUAGAAACUCUGGGAUUGGCUCAAGCUGGACUGGUUCUUCAAUAUCAUCCUCAAGUAAUGAUGACUCCUCUUCGGGAGAUCGACCUGUGGUAUAUACUGAUGGGGGCUGCACAAAGAAUGGAAAGAAGGGUGCUAGAGCGGGCAUUGGUGUUUACUGGGGUCCAAAAAAUACCAGAAAUGUAAGUGAGCGACUAGAAGGGGAACAAACCAACCAAAGGGCAGAAAUAAUGGCUGCUGUCAAAGCUCUUGAAACAGCGAAAGAAAUGGGAUACAAAACACUAGAGAUCAGGACAGACAGCAAUUAUACUAUCAAAGGAGCCACAGACUGGUGUAAAAGAUGGAAGAAAAAUGGCUGGAAAACAGUCAAUGGAACUGAAGUGAAGAAUAAGGUGGAAUUUCAGAAACUUACCAAACUGUGUGAUGAAAUUGAUGUAAAAUGGACUCAUGUUCGAGGACAUCAGGGGAACAUAGGAAAUGAAGCUGCAGAUGAGCUUGCCAGAGAAGGAGCCAUGAAAUAAAACAGUGAAUCAAUACAAAAAUAAUUGUUAUUUUCAACUUCUGAAAACAUUUGUAAUCUCCAAUCUUAGAAAAACUUUAAAAAUAUAUAAUUUUUCACUUAAUUUCAUCUUUGUAGGUUGUUUUGUUUCUGAAAUGUUGUUGUUGACUAAAAUUAUAAAUGAUUAUUGAUAUUUCUGUUGUAUAACUGUAUUGUCAUAAAUCACAGUCAAAUAAAAAAUCUCCUUCAAAAGAAAAGAGAUGUAUUCUUUUCAAAAUUAUGAAGAGGGAUGAACAAAAAUAUUUAUUAGAAUGUAACUAAAUGAAAUAAAUUCUUCUUCACCAUGUUGUGGGAGCUAGUAUGAUUUGUAGACAUGUCAUUGAGAACUUAAAUAGAUAAGAGGGUUCUAGUGCAGUAACUUAAUGGUAGUAUUACAUAUGAAAACUUUCAGUGUAAGAUAUUGUAUUUGAUAUUUCCCUAAGGGAAUUUAUCUUGUAAAAUAUUUGUUAGUGAAACAAUAAAGCUGCUAAGUGAUGAUAACAUGA